Zonotrichia albicollis (white-throated sparrow) is the source of this 1823-nucleotide messenger RNA. The record is from RefSeq and is a predicted model, not a curated record. Lineage: Eukaryota; Metazoa; Chordata; Aves; Passeriformes; Passerellidae.
CAUCGGGAGCCUGAGGGACACGGCCACGGGCUCCGGCGUCCUGAGGGACACGGGCACUGCCACCCGCGGCAGGCCAUGGCUCCGAAAAAAAAGUCAAAGAAAGGAAAGGCAGCGAGGCUGAGAGCUGAAGCCCUGUUACGAGCUCAACAAGAAGAAGAAGCAAGACUUGAAAGGGAGAGACUGUAUCGAGAGCUCGUGGAAAGGCUUGAGGCAAAGUAUGAAGUAGAGAAGGAGUCUGAACUAGCCCAAUAUAAUUCACUUGCACAGAAGUUUCUUUCUGCAAAGCAGUGGAAAAUGGAUUACAGAGAACAAGCCAAGUGGGAGCACUACCUGAGCUGUGAUGGGGCUCCUGACCCCACUGUGCCUCAGGAAAUCAACACUUUCAUGAGCUUGUGGCGUGAUGAGCAAGAUCAGGAUGUUCAGCUUGUGAUGGAGAAGGGGGAAGUGGUGCUGCAUUUGAUUGAGAAGUUGCAGUUUCUUCUGCUGGAGACAGCACCAGAGGACAUCACAGACGAAAAACAAGAGCAGUACCUGCAAGUUAUUCUGCAAUUGCAGGAUCUCCUUCACCAGAAAUACAACGAUGCUACCCAGAGCCUGCUCAAAAUAGCUAGUAUGUAUGAAGAUUCUGAAAGUGGAAAUAUGCACACAGUCCUAAAGGAUAUAAAUGUUACUUUCUGUCUUUGGGCCAAUCUGAAGAUGAAAGUAAGGUACAAGGACCACGUGUUCCAGGAGGCGGGGCACGCCUUUGAGCUGCCCAUGUCCCUGGCUCUGAGCAGCGUGGCCGUUCGCGUGCUCUACACCCGCUACGACCACGUGUCCCCCCUGUGGGUGCAGUGCCAGGGGCUGCCGAGGCAGGAGGGCCCCGCCACCCUGGAGUCAGCUGAGCAGCCGCAGGACACUGGGCAAGGAUCAGGAGAGGAGGAGGAGGAGGAAGGCUCGGAAGAACCCAGCGUGCCUGCUGCAGAGAAAACGGGUUCUAAGGGCAGAAAGAAGAGUUCUGCCUCACUGAAGGAGACCAGCAAUAACAAAGAUGAUAUAAAGGAGACACAGGAGGAAACUGAGAAGAAUUCAGAAAAUUUGGAGGAGCCAUCACAAGAGGAGGAGGCCCCGCUGCAGGAGGAGCCGGGAGGCGGAGAAGAGGCGCCGCGAGUUGUGGAUUUGGAGCAGCUGGUGCCCGUGGGGGGCGUGUUCCACAUCUCUGUCCUGCGGCUGCCGCCCCAGGCCCAGGACGUCGGGGACUGGAUCAUGGUGGAGCUGCUGGAUGUUGGACUGGAGGAGUAUCCAUAUUCCCCAGGAAAGGCUGAAGAUGGCACACAGGAAGCAGUACAGAUCACCCUGAGGCUCCCUGAUAAUGUGAUUUAUUUUGAAGUGCCUGUGCUAGCCCGAUGGGAUCCUGCAGGUGAGUGAACAUCUGACAGCAGGUUCUGCCAAAGGCAGCCAUUGGUCUCUUUUGAUGUUCGAUGGUGAGAAAGUGCAACACCUCAAGCUCACUGAAACCAGUGAAGCUUUUUCAGAAGAGGUGCAAGAAGAGUCUGAAUUUCACUCCACACUCUACCAUAUGGUCAAGGAGUUUGCCAGCAGUGAAGCCAUGGAAAAAGUGGAAAGAGCUGGCUGCAUGUUCAUUGAUUCUGUGUAUCAGCUGCUCCUUGCUACCAGAGUCUUAGCAUUCUCUUAAAUGCUGCAUGCUUUCCAUCAAAAGUUUUCAAUAAAGUUACAUUUCAAGUCUUAAAUCCUUUUCUAGUCAAAACAUUGAAACAGGUUCUAAAAUGCAAACAUUUUAUCUUUGUUCAAGCAAAAUAAAUUCUUUUUUCACUUGUGGCUAA